AUGGCGCCUGGUACUCUUGCAAACGCUACUCAUUCCACAAGCGCUUCGCUGUGGCCUACUGACUCGUUGAAGCAGCAUAUCGCUGCGCAGCAGAACGGACAAACUGCCCUGAAGGGCGCCAAUGUAGCUCCAUACAAGCAGCAUGUCCCUAUCGUUGCCGGUAAGGAGCCCGUGGAGGACUACGAGGGCAACUAUGUUUUUGCCGACAUCAAGGAGUCUCACACUAGCCGUGCCAUGACGGCUCGCUACUACAAGGACAUGAUGGACGCCGCUGUCUCCGAUGUGGUCGUUAUCGGCGCAGGCAGCGCUGGUCUUACGUGUGCCUACACGCUUGCCAAGAACCGUCCUGACCUUCGCAUCACUGUCUUGGAGGCUGGUGUGGCUCCGGGUGGUGGUGCUUGGCUCGGUGGCCAGCUCAUGUCGGCCAUGGUCAUCCGCAAGCCUGCACACACUUUGCUGGAGGAGCUUGGUGUGCCGUUUGAUGACGAGGGCGCUUAUGUGGUUGUCAAGCACGCCGCCAUGUUCACGUCGACCAUUCUCUCGAAGCUGCUGAUGAUGCCGAACGUGAAACUCUUCAAUGCCACGUGCUGUGAGGACUUGAUCAUCAAGAAGGACAAUGAGGGUACGCAGCGCGUGAACGGUGUGGUCACCAACUACACUCUGGUGACCAUGGCCCACGGUCUUCAAAGCUGCAUGGACCCGCAGACAAUCACAGCUCCUGUCUUGUGCUCUUUUGCCGGUCAUGACGGUCCGUUUGGUGCUUUCACGGUGAAGCGUCUGGCUGGUGCUGGUCUGCUCAACCUCGGCGACAUGCACCCCAUGGAUAUGAAUCAGUCCGAGGGCCUGAUUGUGAACAACACGCGUGAGAUCUUCCCAGGUGUGGUUGUGGGUGGUAUGGAGCUCAGCGAGUUGGAUGGUCAUCCCCGCAUGGGUGCCUCGUUCGGCGGUAUGCUGGCCAGUGGUCAGAAGGCUGCCUAUGAGGCCAUCAAGGCCUACGACAAGCUUGAGAUUGUUGAGGGUGAGGUUAUCGGCAAACGCUCCACCUAA
Molecule: messenger RNA, 1047 nt
Organism: Malassezia pachydermatis
Lineage: Eukaryota; Fungi; Basidiomycota; Malasseziomycetes; Malasseziales; Malasseziaceae
Product: thi4-domain-containing protein
Exons: 1
Coding region: 1-1047 (348 amino acids)
Biological process (GO): thiamine biosynthetic process
Source: RefSeq, a predicted model, not a curated record